This is a messenger RNA of Mycotypha africana, 1602 nucleotides long. RefSeq lists its product as uncharacterized. NCBI's taxonomy places the organism in Eukaryota, Fungi, Mucoromycota, Mucoromycetes, Mucorales, Mycotyphaceae. The transcript has 5 exons. The coding region runs from base 1 to 1146 and encodes 381 amino acids. The record is from RefSeq and is a predicted model, not a curated record.
AUGUCAGAAGCGCUUCCUUCUCUGCAACCAGCACAAUCGCCAGCUUCAACAUCAGCGCCAGCACCAGCAGCCUCAAAGUGGAUGCAGGACGACGACGACAAUAGUGAGACCGACCAAAUUGGACUCGUUCCUCAUAACAGAGGCUAUAAACAUAUCCUUUUCAAAGCACAACAUUUUUACAGAUGGGCUACACCUAAUUCAGAGUUUGGAGGAAACAAAUUAAGUGCACCAGGCUCAUUAUCAGAAGAAACAGAGUUCACAAAAGGCGGAAAAACAAGAACAGUCGUCAAGAGAAAAAGAAAAAGACUGGAAGAUGGCAUGUCUGAUGAGGAAGAAGAUCCGUAUACUUUGAUUAAUAUUGAAGAUAUCCUGAGCCCUAUUGAAAUGGCAACCGAUAUCGUUCGUAGACCAGCAUUACGAAGAAUCUUAUUGUCACCACAGAUUGACGCACUUGCCAAAACUUCUAUGGAAUUCAUUGAAGGGGAAAAGAAUUUCAAUAAAAUUUUAUGUCGAUUAAAUGCAAUUAUGCACCAGGACGACCCGCGUUAUCUAGAUUUAACGUUUGAUCGUACACCGGAACAGCGUAGAAAAUAUAGAGAAGAUAUGGAAGCUGCGAAGGCAGCUGCUAAUACUUUGGCAGUAGCCGCUCAAGCAGCUGCUGUGCAAGCUCAAACAGGUGCUUCGCAACAACCAACGGCAAAUGAGGUUGAUGAUAGUAGUCAAUUAGAUAGUAAAAUGGUCGAACCUUUAGACCCAAAGGAAUUGGACAAAGAAGUGGAAGCAGCCAUUAAGCGUGAAGAAGAUUUUGACAUUGGCAGUCGCACAGCAAUGGACGUAGAUCAGGAAGAUGAUAUGAAAGACAUUGAUGUAGAAGCAAGAGAGGUGGUGAAGCGAGUCAAAGAACUUUUAUUGGAAAAUAUCAAUUAUAGUAAUGAGUAUAUAUCACGUCUUCAACAAGCACGUAGCAAGUUGUGUAAAGCAAGUAUGCAAAAGGAAACUUUAUGGAAAGAGUUGAAGGCAUGUGCAAAAGAAGAAGAUAACAGAAAUAAGGCCGGUGCCUCAACCAGCCGUACUGGUAAUGCAGCCUCAACAAAUAACAAUAACACAGCAAACAAUGCUAUAUCAUCCACAUCCACAUCUUCAUGAACAAAUUUCUAGUUUUUUACAAAUAAAAGGAUACCUCUCUCUCUCACACAUAUAAAUAUGUAUACAUAUUGCUCAUAUGAGUAAAAAUAUGUUCAACCUCUUGGCAGUUAAAUAUAUGCAUAUAAAAAAUUUGUUGUUCAUCGGUUGUUUAAAGACAUGGUCGAUAUGCAGAAUUAGUUUGGCUCUGUGUGCAAUUCGUAUCAUUUAAAAGGCGAAUCUUUGAAUGUACCUGACUUGCAAUUUGCACACAAGACCCUUUGAAUUAUUUAACUAUAGACUGAGUAUAUACUUCCCGAGAUUUUCCAUCGAGAUAUAUGAUGACAAAAAGAAGAUUAGUUUGUUUUUUUUACGUAAGCUUUAGAAAUCAGAAAAUGUUUAGUACAUGAAAAGAAUGAGGGCCUUCUUUUAAUUAGGAAGUAACAACAGAAAAAGAGAACAAGAACAGACAAAUGUGUG